Molecule: messenger RNA, 4798 nt
Organism: Camellia sinensis
Lineage: Eukaryota; Viridiplantae; Streptophyta; Magnoliopsida; Ericales; Theaceae
Source: RefSeq, a predicted model, not a curated record
AUUCAUGUAUAUAUGUUGAGAAUUUGGAUUUGGAUUUAGUACAGUUCAGCAGCAAAAUGUGGAGAUCUAUUUUCUGUAAAUCUGCAAUCCCCAAACAAAAUGCCAGAUUCAUUCAUGACCUCCAUGGCUGCUUCCCUUAAAAUUGUUAUCUAGUACUGGUUUUCAAUCGGCCAAGAGGAUGAAGUUAGGGGAAGGGAAAGAAAAAAGGAGGUGGUAUGAGUGCUUGUGGGCAGCAAUGGUGAUGAAUCAAUCAAUGAUGACUCUUGUUAUCAACAAAGCACAACACUAGAACAAAAAUACCGACUCUAGCUUCAAUAACAAAGCCAAAUAAGACAAAUGGCCAUGAGAAGAAUGGAAGUCAUGUUGUUUUUUCUUCCUACGCAAUUGUUGAGUCACUGAAAAUGGUGAUCAAAUCCAUCCAUUGAUUUAUCACUACUUCUACAAUGUUGUUGAACUUGUGCAACUCAGCCCGCAAUGUGCAAUACAAAACGUCAUCACUCGAGGUUUAGACAUGGUGGAAAAUUUAGGGGUGGUGGUACAGGCAAUAAAGCAGUUGAUGGGGGGAGAAGAGAGAAAAGUGAGGACUAAAGUACACGAAUGAGUGGAUAGAGAGACGGAUUUGGGGGAGAGUGUUCAUGGGGAUUGUUCAAUGGUCACAAAGUGGUUGUGGUGCUUGUGUUGUUCUACUGUCGAAGUAUAAUCCCGUGGAUGAAGAAGUUGAAAAUUUUACAGUAAGUUCAUGUCUUACCCUUCUUUGCAGUGUAGACAAGUGUUCAAUUACUACAACUGAAGGCCUUGGAAAUAGUAAAGAUGGGUUUCACCCAAUCCACCAAAGGUUUGCUGGUUUUCAUGCUUCUCAAUGUGGAUUUUGUACACCUGGAAUGUGCAUUUCUCUCUUCUCGGCUCUUAUCAACGCUGAAAAAGCACCACGGUCAGAGCCCCCUCCAGGAUUCUCCAAGCUGACAGUUUCAGAAGCUGAAAAGGCUAUUGCGGGAAAUCUCUGUCGAUGUACUGGGUAUCGGCCCAUUGUUGAUGCCUGCAAAAGCUUUGCCGCUGAUGUUGACAUGGAAGAUUUGGGAAUCAAUUCUUUUUGGAAGAAAGGAGAGAGUAAUGAAGUGAAGGCAAGUAAAUUACCAUUUUACAACCCAAGUGAUCAGAUUUGUACAUUUCCUGAGUUCUUGAAAAACGAAAUUAGAUCUUCUAUGCUUUUGAGUUCCAAAAGUAAUUCUUGGUAUCAGCCAGUUAAUGUUAAGGAGCUUAUGAGCAUGCUGCUGGCUGAAAAUGAUACACGGGUUAAAUUAGUUGUUGCUAACACAGGGACUGGUUAUUACAAGGAAGUAGAUCACUACGACAAAUACAUUGAUCUGAGGCACAUUCCUGAUCUCUCAAUGAUUAGAAGGGAUCAGAUGGGGAUCAUAAUUGGAGCAACUGUGACGAUCUCUAAAGCUAUCUUAACUUUGAAGGAAGUAAACAAUGGUGAGUUUCAUUCACAAGGUGAGUUAGUGUUCCAAAAAAUUGCCAACCAUAUGGAGAAGAUUGCUUCAGGGUUCAUCCGAAACUCGGGUAGUAUAGGGGGAAAUUUGGUAAUGGCACAACGGAAUUAUUUUCCUUCAGAUAUUGCUACGAUACUUCUUGCUGUGGAUUCAGCGGUGAAUAUAAUGACAGAUCUCAAACAUGAAAAGCUUACAUUGGAGGAGUUCUUGGGAAGACCUCCUUUAGAUCCUAGAAGUGUGCUUUUAAGUAUACAGAUUCCAUGUUGGGAAACAGCUAGAAAUGGUUCCACAAAAACUGACACGAAGUUACUGUUUGAAACCUAUCGUGCUGCACCUCGAUCCCUAGGGAAUGCUUUGGCUUAUUUAAAUGCUGCUUUCUUGGCUGAAGUUACUUCAUGUAAAACUUCUAAUGGAGUUAUUAUAGACAAUAUUCAAUUGGCUUUUGGUGCUUACGGUACUAAACAUGCAAUAAGGGCAAGAAAGGUCGAGGAAUGCUUAGCUGGAAAACUGUUAAACAUUGAUGUUCUUUUUGAAGCUAUUAAAUUACUUGAAGCCACAAUUGUGCCCGAAAUCGGUACUUCAAGAGCUGCUUACAGGUCAAGCUUGGCUGUUGGUUUUCUCUUUGAGUUCCUUCGUCCCUUCAUUGAUGUUUGUGGUGAAUUAACUAAUGGCCUGGUAGAUGGAUUUAAUGAAAACCAAGCAUUGUCGUUGUCUGCAAAACAGGUGGUGGAAUCAAACCAAAAGCACUAUCCGGUGGGUGAACCAAUUACAAAAUCUGGUGCUGCUAUCCAAGCUUCUGGUGAAGCUGUCUAUGUGGAUGAUAUUCCUUCGCCAACAAACUGCCUUCAUGGUGCAUUCAUUUAUAGCACAAAGCCUUUGGCACGGGUAAAGAGUGUCAAAAUUAAAUCUGAGUCACAACAAGAUGGCAUAGCUGGAGUUAUUUCUUACAGAGAUAUCCCUAAUGGUGGGAGCAAUAUAGGUGCUCAGGCCAUGUUUGGUCCUGAACCUUUAUUUGCUGAUGAUCUUACUAGGUGUACUGGCCAGGCCCUUGCAUUUGUGGUUGCAAAUACUCAGAAGGUUGCAGAUAUGGCUGCAGAUACUGCCUUGGUUGAUUAUGACACUGAAAAUUUGGAACCCCCUAUUUUAACCCUUGAAGAGGCUGUUGAGAGAUCAAGUUUUUUUGUAGUCCCUCCUUUCCUAAAUCCGGCACCGGUUGGUGACUUCUCUAAAGGAAUGGCUGAAGCUGAUCACAAGAUUCUCUCUGCCAAGAUCAAACUUGGGUCUCAAUACUAUUUCUAUAUGGAAACACAGACCGCCCUUGCUAUCCCAGAUGAAGACAACUGCAUGCUGGUUUACAGUUCUAGUCAGUGCCCUGAGUUUGCACAUGCUUCAAUUGCAAGCUGUCUUGGUAUUCCUGAACAUAAUGUCCGUGUGAUUACAAGAAGAGUUGGAGGAGGUUUCGGUGGCAAGGCCAUAAGAGCUAUGCCUGUUGCUACAGCAUGUGCACUUGCAGCACACAAAUUACAGUGCCCUGUCCGGAUAUAUCUUAAUCGCAAGACUGACAUGGUAAUGUCAGGAGGAAGGCACCCCAUGAAAAUAACAUACAGUGUUGGGUUCAAAUCCAGUGGGAAGAUCACUGCUCUACAUCUUGAUAUAUUAAUCAAUGGUGGAUUGUUUGUAGAUAUAAGCCCAAUCUUGCCACUGAACAUGUUGGGUGCACUAAAAAAGUAUGAUUGGGGUGCUUUAUCUUUUGAUUUUAAGGUGUGCAAGACAAACCAUUCUACUAAAUCUGCAAUGCGGGCCCCUGGGGAGGUGCAGGCAUCUUUUAUUGCCGAAUCUGUAAUAGAACAUGUAGCGUCUGUGCUUUCAAUGGAAGUGGAUUCCGUGAGAAACAAAAAUCUCCACACAUUCGACAGCCUGAAUUUAUUCUACGAGGGUAGUGCAGGUGAAUCUGUGGAGUAUACUUUGCCUUCUAUCUGGGAUAAAUUGGCUAGGUCUUCAUGCCUUCACCAAAGGAUUGAAAUGAUACAACACUUCAAUAUGUGUAAUAAAUGGCGGAAAAGAGGCAUUUCUCGAGUUCCUAUUAUACAUGAAGUGAUUGUGAGACCUACCCCGGGGAAAGUAAGUAUUCUUCGGGAUGGGUCUAUUGUUGUAGAAGUUGGAGGGAUUGAGUUGGGCCAGGGGCUGUGGACAAAGGUAAAACAGAUGACCGCAUUUGCUCUCAGUAUGAUACAAUGUGAUGGAACUGAAGAACUCUUAAAGAAAGUUCGGGUCAUACAGUCAGAUACCCAGAGCUUGAUACAAGGGGGUUUCACUGCUGGAAGCACGACAUCCGAAUCAAGCUGUGAAGCAGUUAGACUUUGCUGCAAUAUCUUGGUUGAAAGACUAAUCCCCCUUAAAGAAAAGUUGGAGGAGCAAACAGGUUCUAUAAAAUGGGAGGCUCUGAUUCUCCAGGCACAUUUGCAAGCUGUGAACUUAUCAACAAGUUCUUUCUAUGUGCCUGACUUCACUUCUAUGCAAUAUCUGAAUUAUGGUGUUGCAGUGAGCGAGGUGGAAGUAAACCUCUUGACUGGAGAAACUAGUAUUUUGCAAGCAGAUAUUAUCUAUGAUUGCGGGCAGAGUAUGAACCCUGCUGUGGAUUUGGGACAGGUUGAAGGAGCCUUUGUACAAGGAGUUGGAUUUUUUAUGUUUGAAGAAUAUCUCACAAACUCUGAUGGAUUGGUUGUUUCGGACGGCACAUGGACAUACAAGAUCCCAACUGUUGACAACAUACCCAAACAGUUCAAUGUUGAGCUACUAAACAGCGGACAUCACCAAAACCGUGUUCUCUCUUCUAAAGCUUCUGGUGAGCCGCCAUUGCUUCUGGCGGUUUCGGUUCACUGUGCAACAAGAGCAGCCAUUAAAGAAGCUAGAAAACAGCUUAGUUCUUGGAAAGGGUUAGAUGGGUCCAAUUCAACGUUCCAGUUGGAGGUCCCAGCUACGAUGCCAGUCGUGAAGGAAUUCUGUGGAUUAGACAUUGUGGAAUGGUACUUGAAAAGUUUGCUAUCUAGCUGACUAAACUUCCAUUCCUUUGCUGUCUGGAUUGUAAUUGAGUUAUGUGAUGAACAUUAUAAGCCCACAAAUGUUAUUGAAGAACUGUAACACUUUGUUAUAGAAAGUUACUGACAAACCCUAUGAUUCAAAUGUAAUGAACGAUGGAGAUCACCUAGAUUCAUCAUGGUUAUACAAAUAUAUGAUUUAGGGUUUAGGUCUGGUUUGCAGCAUCCCUUAAAUGGAAGUAACUUUGAGCAACAGUUGCGAAUGAA